AUGUUGAACCUUGUCAAGUUUGAGGGACACUUGAAUAACUUAAGCGGAUACAUAUUUGAAAUUUGCAAGUCUUUGGGAGAAUCUCAAGUAUCGAAGUAAGUGUCCCGUAUAUAGCCCUACAUGGUUGAGCUGAUUCACAUAUAGUAUUUACUGUAUAGUUGAUAUAUCAUAUUGAAUAAGAAUAUAAGAUUUGAAUAGAAACUCGAGAUGCCCUCGGCCUUUACGGACCGGAUUUCAGAGUUUGAUGCCUCCGUCCUGCGGGCUUUUGUCUUUAUGCAUAAACUUAAUGAAGAAGGUAUAAGUAAUCUUGUAUAAUUGUUUAAUUUAUUCUUUCGAUAUUGUGGUGGUACAAACUAAUAUUUUUUUGAGAAAGUUUGAAUAUCUCACACAACUGCUUGUCAUUAGGGCGUACCACAGCGCACCUGGAGGCAUCACAUUUAUUUUGCCACACAGAAGAUUUACAACGAUAAAAAACUUUGAUUCAGUUUUAUUUUUCUAUUCACCUAUACUCUACGCCCAGAUAUCGUCCAUAGAUGAAUAUAAAAUUAUACAUAGAGUAUGUAGUGUGUUGCUUUAUAAACAUGCCUUUGCCUCUUUUUAACAGGAAAUGUUUCAUAUCCUGUACAAACCUGGACUCGGCCAAAAAAUUCAAAAACGCUCUCAAUCAGGCGUUAGCAGAUUGCGGUGGAGUGUUUUGGGAUGACAUUAAAGAUUACCAGUUACAAUCCCUUCUCAGAGACAUGUCCCGUGAAUACUUUAUUAAUGGUGGCAAGUCGAAAAAAAGCGGUGACUGUCAUAGGAAGACAAGGUUUCGUAAAACAUGGUGUCAAACGUGA
Messenger RNA from Paramuricea clavata, 836 nucleotides. NCBI's taxonomy places the organism in Eukaryota, Metazoa, Cnidaria, Anthozoa, Malacalcyonacea, Plexauridae. The record is from the annotation of a GenBank genome assembly.